AUGUCUCAUAACAUUCUCAUCACUGGCGGCUCCGGCUAUCUUGGCGGAAGUCUCCUGCACCGUCUUCCUACUGCCGGCCUGCCGCCGUACAAUAAGUUGUUCGCACUUGUUCGAACGGAUGCACAGGCCGAAAAAGUCAAGGAGCUAUACGACGCUCACCCUCUCCAAGUAGAUUUGCAUGAUGAAGCCGCAGUGCAGAAGAGUAUCGAAGACAACGACAUCUCUGUCGUCUUCUUCCUCAUUGAUGCCGCAAACCCGACGAUGCAGGUGCCCAUGAUCAAGGGGCUCGCCGAGGUCAAGAAGCGAAAGGGCGGAGACGUUCACUUUCUCCAUACGACGGGAGCCAAGCUCUUCUCUUCGCAUGCCGGAGCGCCAACAGACCAUCCCUUGUUGGACACGGACCCGAAGCUUUACGAGAUUCAAAAGUCUCAAAAGGCGACAUUCACUCCGGCGCAAAAGGCAAGUACUUUCUAUACUGCCAUAGAUACCAAUAAUACCGUUGUUGAUGUAGCCGAACCCCUUGGCGUUCAUUCGUACAUUUUUGCCCCCUGUAUUGUUUAUGGAAAGGGAGAAGGGUUUGGAAACACCAUCUCUAUUCAGACAGUAGCCAUAGUCAAGGCUGCAAAAGCAGCUCGGCGCGUCUACAGGACAGACGAGGGCAAACCGACCUGGCCAGUCUGCCACAUCAACGACAACACCAGCCUCUACACGACUAUCCUAAAAGCGAUUCUGUCCGGUGCCAACCCCGGCUACGGCAAGCACGGAUACUAUCUCGCCUCGCCCGGGUCCGUGGCGUGGGAUGACUUGUACGACGCCAUGGCGGCAGCGCUGCACCAGCACGGCGUCAUUGACGACGCCCGUGUGGAGCUGGCGGACCGCGCGGCCCUUGAGAAGAUGGCUCAGGGCACUGGAAAUCCGCCCGAAAUGGUCCACUUUGAGGUCGGCGGCAAAUGCACCUUUACGGCCAAGCAUGGCUAUCAGCUCGGCUGGGAGCCCGAGUACAAACCGGAGCAUAUUCUCGAGACGGCUGGAGAUGAAGUCAGCUUGAUCCUGGCCAAUCUUUGA
Pestalotiopsis fici W106-1 is the source of this 1065-nucleotide messenger RNA. RefSeq lists its product as uncharacterized. Lineage: Eukaryota; Fungi; Ascomycota; Sordariomycetes; Amphisphaeriales; Sporocadaceae. The transcript has 5 exons. Bases 1 to 1065 code for a protein of 354 amino acids. The record is from RefSeq and is a predicted model, not a curated record.